Messenger RNA from Pseudozyma hubeiensis SY62, 402 nucleotides. RefSeq lists its product as hypothetical. The transcript has a single exon. The coding region runs from base 1 to 402 and encodes 133 amino acids. The record is from RefSeq and is a predicted model, not a curated record. Lineage: Eukaryota; Fungi; Basidiomycota; Ustilaginomycetes; Ustilaginales; Ustilaginaceae.
AUGCUAUCCGUAGCCCCGCUGGCGAGCAUGUGUGCUUGCGUCGACGUCUAUCUGACGCUCGUGCAGAGCAAGCGAGGAUGGCCGACCAGAGGCCGCAUUACCGUAGUGCUGACUCAGUUCGCUUGGCGCGUCGCUUGUGCAACAGUGACAGCAACGAUGACACGAGCUCCCAGUGGCGGUGAUGAUGCAGACACCGACGUGCGACGGAGCCAAAGUAUGUGCUACGCCUCGAGUUUUCGUCCUAAGACCGUAGCGGCCGAGACUAGCGCACCUGGACAGUCGGGUAGGAGACCGCUACCGGUGGUGAACAUUAUGUCCACGUCAAGGAGUGACAAACCGAAGCGAAGCGUCGAUCGAGUUCCCACGCGAACGUCUCUCGAUGACCGGCAACAGCGAGCUUAG